Molecule: messenger RNA, 2764 nt
Organism: Dioscorea cayenensis subsp. rotundata (Guinea yam)
Lineage: Eukaryota; Viridiplantae; Streptophyta; Magnoliopsida; Dioscoreales; Dioscoreaceae
Product: cation/H(+) antiporter 20-like
Biological process (GO): proton transmembrane transport; regulation of pH
Cellular component (GO): membrane; endomembrane system
Molecular function (GO): antiporter activity
Source: RefSeq, a predicted model, not a curated record
UUGCUCUCUCUAUCUCCAUCUUCUUCCUCUUUUCUUAUAAAUGCUCUCACGAGCCUCUCCAUUUCUCUACAUCCAACCAUUCAAAGAAAAAACCAAAGAGAAGAAGAAGAAGAAGAAGAAGAAGAAGAAGGCAAGUAACCAUGGCGGCGACGUCAACGAACAUGACGAGCAGCAUCAAAACAUCAUCUAAUGGAGCUUGGCAAGGUGACAACCCACUCCACUUCUCCUUUCCUCUUCUCAUCAUCCAGAUCAUCCUUGUUCUUAUAGUCAGCCGCUCUCUUUCUCUCCUUCUCAAACCUCUCCGCCAACCCAACGUCAUCGCCGAGAUCGUUGGAGGGAUCUUGUUAGGACCUUCAGCUCUGGGAAGGAUUGAAGCUUUUAAAGCCAGGAUAUUUCCUUCAUGGAGCAUGAUGACGCUGGAGACGGUGGCGAGUCUUGGACUUGUCUAUUUCCUGUUUCUCGUUGGGCUUGAGCUUGAUCUCCGUUCCAUAAAACGAAGUGGUCGCCGAGCUUUAUCCAUUGCCAUGGCUGGCAUAUCUCUCCCCUUCGCUUGUGGCGUUGGCGUCGCCUUCGUUUUCCGUAGCACCGUUCCCGGAGCUGAAGCGGCGAGUUACGCGCCGUUCCUUGUUUUCAUGGGCGUUGCUCUAUCCAUAACUGCUUUCCCAGUGCUCGCCCGGAUUCUGGCCGAGCUUAAACUCCUUACGACACCUCUCGGUGAGACAGCCAUGGCCGCCGCGGCGUUCAACGAUGUUGCUGCCUGGAUUCUCCUUGCUCUGGCCGUUGCUCUCUCCGGCGGGGAACACCACAAGAGCCCGUUGAUGCCCGUGUGGGUUUUGCUCACUGGGGCGGCGUUUGUCGCCGUGCAGAUGGUGUUAGUGCGUCCAUUGAUGUCAUGGGUGGCGAGACGUGCUGACGGGCAAGGCGGAGGGAGUGAGAUGUGGAUAUGUUUGACACUGAUGGCGGUGCUGGUCUCUGGUUUCUUGACGGAUCUUAUUGGGAUUCACGCCAUCUUCGGAGCAUUCAUCUUCGGUUUGACAGUGCCCAAAGAAGGAGACUUCGCCGGAAGGUUGAUUGAGAGAAUAGAAGAUUUCAUCUCUAUUUUGCUUCUACCGCUCUACUUUGCAUCCAGUGGACUCAAAACAAACGUCGCAUCUAUAAACGGAGGCAGGGCUUGGGGUCUACUUGCUCUAGUCAUCUCCACUGCUUGCGCCGGAAAGAUCAUCGGCACGUUUGCUGUCGCCCUUGCAUGCAAGUUGCCGCUGAAUGAGGCUUUCGCUUUAGGAGUUCUUAUGAAUACUAAAGGUCUCGUUGAACUCAUCGUCCUCAACAUCGGUAAAGAGAGAAAAGUGCUAAACGAGGAGACGUUUGCUAUAAUGGUGUUAAUGGCGAUAGUCACGACGUUCAUAACGACGCCGGCGGUGAUGGCGGUGUAUAAGCCGGCACGGCACUACAACCAACAGGACAAGUCCGGCAAGCUCUCGUGUGCUUCUUCGUCGUCGUCCUUCUUCAAGGACCCCAAAGAGUUAAGGGUGCUUGCAUGUGUCCAUGGUCACCGGGAUGUCCCUUCAAUCAUUAACCUCGUUGAGACCAUUCGUGGUGGCACUAAGAAAUCUCCUCUCAAGCUUUACAUUCUCCAUCUCGUUGAGCUCACUGAACGGUCAUCAUCUAUCAUCAUGGCUCAUCGUGAAAGCCGGAACGGGAUUCCGUUCAAUAACCCUCGCCGUGCAUCUCGUGACCAAAUCGGUUUGGCGUUCCAGGCUUAUGGGUCCCUUGGCCGAGUCCGGGUCCGACCCAUGACGGCUGUGUCAGCGAUGCCGACCAUGCAUGAGGACGUGUGCAACGUGGCUGAAAACAAACGGGCGGCGUUGGUGGUGAUGCCGUUUCACAAGCACCGUGCGGCCGGAGAAGAUGCCGGGAUGGAGAACGCUGGGCCAGUGUGGAGAGCUGUGAACCAGAGGGUUUUGAAGGAGGCGACGUGUACAGUGGCUGUGUUGGUGGACCGUGGGUUCGGUGGGGAGAGACAGGUGGGGCCAGCGGAGGUGGCGCAUGGAGUGUGUGUUGUGUUCUUUGGUGGUCCAGAUGACAGAGAAGCACUGGAACUGGCCGGAAGGAUGGCGGAGCAUCCCGGUGUGACAGUCACGGCAGUGAGGUUUGUCACAGAUGGAGAGCCUGCUGUUAAGCUUCGUCCGUCGCCGUUGAAGAGCACGGAGAAGAGAUACACCUUCUCGACGGCAGUGGAUGGUAUGGAUCACGAGAGAGAAAAGGAGCUGGAUGAUGCGGCGGUGGAGGAGUUCACGAGGAGAACAGAAGGAGCGGUGAGGUACGAGGAGAGGCUGGCGAGGAACGUAGUGGAAGCGGUGCUGGGACUGGGGAGGAGUAAAGAGUAUGAGCUGAUAGUGGUGGGGAAAGGGAGGUUUCCGUCGGCGAUGGUGGCGGAGUUGGCGGGGAGAACGGCGGAGCAUGCGGAGUUAGGGCCAAUUGGGGAUGCUUUGGCGUCGUCGAACAAUGGAGUGGUUUGUUCGGUGCUUGUGGUGCAGCAACAUGAUGUUGUGCACUCGGAGGAGACGCCGGUGUCUUUGGUCAUGCAUGGAGAUGAUGUCACCGUCGACGCGCACAGUGGUGAGCACGAGGUCACAAGUGGCCAAUCGUAGGUAUUUAGAGUGCGUGCUUGUGUAUGUACAGGCAGUACAGUAUGUAUCUUUGUAUUCGUGGAGUAUAAUUGUGGCCAAUCAGGUAUCAGAUUAAGGUUACAGCUUACAAUGUA